Molecule: messenger RNA, 240 nt
Organism: Penicillium coprophilum
Lineage: Eukaryota; Fungi; Ascomycota; Eurotiomycetes; Eurotiales; Aspergillaceae
Exons: 1
Coding region: 1-240 (79 amino acids)
Source: RefSeq, a predicted model, not a curated record
AUGAAUACAAUUCAUACAGCCGAUGAACAAGAUGGGUUCAUGCAGUACGCUGAAGAGUUUGCUCUUUUAGCACGUAUCUCUCUCGAGCUUUCAUAUUUCUCGCCAACGGAAUGGUCCGAACUUAUCGAAGGACUGCCUGACAGCUCCUCUCGCGGUGAAUUUGCUACUUUGGAUCAAGCCGGCAUGGGUCCUGUUGGAAAUUUGAUGCUGGCUGUCGAAAACCUGAGCUUGAAUAGCUAA